Molecule: messenger RNA, 1812 nt
Organism: Morus notabilis
Lineage: Eukaryota; Viridiplantae; Streptophyta; Magnoliopsida; Rosales; Moraceae
Product: chaperone protein DnaJ
Biological process (GO): protein refolding; response to heat
Cellular component (GO): cytoplasm
Molecular function (GO): heat shock protein binding; ATP binding
Source: RefSeq, a predicted model, not a curated record
AUAUCUCUCACCAUCCCAAUCCUCGCUGCUACGGCAAGCCCACCUUCAUCUCUCCAAUCCACAACUCUGCAAUUCGACUCAAUUCCUCUUCUCCCUCCAGUGCCUCUUCCUCCCCCGUCAUUAAGCUUCACCUUCUGCUCCGCCGCUUCCAGAUUCUUCUCCGGCAAUCACCGAAUCCCAAACCCUAAUUUUCAUCGCUUCCUCCGCCCACCAUCUUCUCUUGCGAUCAGAGCCAAGGCAACGGAUUUUUACUCCACUCUCAAGGUCGCGAAGAACGCCACAUUGCAGGAGAUUAAGAGCUCCUAUCGGAAGCUCGCACGUCAGUACCAUCCGGAUAUGAGCAAGAGCCCUGGGGCAGAAGAGAAGUUCAAAGAGAUAAGCGCUGCAUAUGAGGUGCUAUCAGAUGAUGAGAAAAGAACUUUAUAUGAUCGCUUUGGUGAGGCAGGUUUAGAAGGAGAAUUUGCAAGCUCUGAUGGUGGUUCAACAACGGUGGAUCCUUUCGAAGUUUUCGAGAGGUUUUUUGGAGGAUCAUAUGGGUUUUUUGGAGGCUUGGGUGAACAGGGUGGCAUCAAUUUCGAUUUGAGAAACAAGAGGAACCAGGGUCUUGACGUUCGGUAUGACCUGCAUUUGAGCUUUGAAGAAUCUGUUUUCGGAGGCCAGAGGGAAAUUGAAUUUUCUUGCUUCAAUUCAUGUGAUAGUUGUGAUGGAACGGGGGCUAAAUCCAGUAGCUGCCUAAAACCUUGUAGUAGUUGUGGAGGAAUGGGAGGAGUCAUGAAAGCACAGAAGACACCUUUUGGAGUGAUGUCACAGGUUUCUACCUGUGGAAAGUGUGGUGGAGAUGGCAAGGUAAUCACUGAUUAUUGUCAAAAAUGUGGAGGCAGUGGUCAAGUGCAGUCUAAGCAGACAAUGAAUGUGAUCAUCCCUGCUGGUGUUAGUGAUGGAGCCACAAUGCGUAUUCAGGGUGAUGGUAACAUUGAUAAUAAAAGGGGCAUUGUCGGUGAUCUCUAUAUAGUGCUCCAUAUAGAUGAAAAGCAUGGAAUUCAAAGGGAUGGCCUCAAUCUGUACUCAAAGAUCAGUGUAGAUUAUACUGAGGCGAUAUUAGGGACCACUAUGAAGGUAGAAACUGUCGAGGGAAUGAGAGAUCUCCAAAUUCCUUCAGGGACGCAGCCUGGAGAAACAGUAAAGUUGCCACGCAUGGGAGUUCCAGACAUCAAUAAACCUUCUGUUCGAGGAGAUCAUCACUUUGUUGUAAAUGUUUUGAUCCCAAAAGAAAUAAGCAACUCAGAACGUGUACUCUUGGAGCAAUUGGCUUCAUUUAAGAAAUUGAAUUCUUCUGAAAGCAAUGGGAUACCUGAAGAUGGCUUUGCGAAGCACAAAGUUGGAGGCAAAGAGAACUUCCGUUCAAAACCGGGAAUGAAACGUGCUGCAUCUUUGCGGAACUCAAUAAAGGGCUUCUUGCGGCGCCGGAAGUCUAGUGAAGGGUUUGCAGCAGCUAGUGUGGACACAUCAGCAUUACUGUGGAGAUCAAGCUUGUCAGGUUCCCCAUUCAUGGUUUCUGUAUUUAUAGCUUUCGUUAUAACUUGUAUUUGUAUCUUGGUGGGAAAGACUUGUUACCCCAAAUUAAAACAAAGAAAUGAUUCUCAUUCUCAUAGAACAUAAAGGAAUAACAAUGAUAUUUAUAGUAUUUUUAAGAUAAUUAGGUCCUGAAGGCGAUAUAUUGACUCGUGUGCACCCAAUUCCCAAGUACCAAACGGUUUUUCCCAGAUUCUUACCUGUAAUAUAGUCGAUGAUAUGUUGCAAGGUUUUGUUUUU